Molecule: messenger RNA, 1629 nt
Organism: Penicillium bovifimosum
Lineage: Eukaryota; Fungi; Ascomycota; Eurotiomycetes; Eurotiales; Aspergillaceae
Product: Tetratricopeptide TPR2
Exons: 5
Coding region: 1-1629 (542 amino acids)
Cellular component (GO): membrane
Molecular function (GO): protein binding
Source: RefSeq, a predicted model, not a curated record
AUGAAGUUCCAACUACCACGACCGUCAGGCGGGAGCCUCGGACGAACGAAGAACAUCCUCCAUUUUGUACAGGGAUUCUGUAUCUUCUUAUCAUGGGCCAUGACAAUCGCCAUCUGGACGAAAGGAGGCAGCGGCAUUGAUGGACGUACAGGCUGGUACUGGGGUCUGUGCUGGCUGAGUAUUCCCGGUCUAGUCUACCUGGUCGCAGUGCCUAUGUGGCCUCGAGCCCGACGCUUUGGUAAUGUUUACGCCUUCGCCUGCGUCGAUAUACUCUACUCGAUUCUUUGGCUCAGCGCCUGGAUCUGUCUGGCAUCCUAUGUCGCCCAAGGAAAGUCCAAGGGCGCGAGCACCGACCAAGACAAGAAAUCAUCCGACAACAAGUCCGGUAACGCCAGGAGAGCCGAUGACAAUAAAGACAACACGAAGACUGGUUGCGAUAACUGGGCAUAUGGAAGCGCUUCCAAGUGCAAGCUGAGCGAAGCAACCACGAUCAUGGGCGUCGUUAUCUUCGUCCUCUUCGCCAUCACGGCCUACAUGUCCUUCCGCAACGUAAAACACUUCCGCCGCACCGGCACCCUCCCCGACGCCGUUUCCGACCCAACCUUCGCCGCACAAAGCAAAGCCGCCUUCUCCUCGAACCCAGCCCACGACUUCGAAGACGAAGACGACUUCCGCUCCGGCCGCGCCGGAAUGGGCACCUCUUCCCACGGCGAUAGGGACGAAGACUACGCCCUCCUGCAACAAAGCGAAAUAGACGACAUAGGCAACGCACACGGCCGGACCGCGAUGCAGGGCGCCUAUGAUCCUACCGCACCCGCACCCGGGGGCAUUCUGCACGAUUACAACAGCACCGGCUACGGUGGUGCCCAUGGCCAGCACUACACGGACACCUCUACAGCGUUCAAUCCGUCGGAAUAUACCCCUUCUGAGUACACUGCCCCUACUGGGUUUGAAACCAAACACCACCCACCCACCAACCCCAAACCACGAGACCUACGUCUCAAACCACGCAAAAUGGCCAGCGAAAUCGACAUCUACAACCAAUACCCCAUACACAUGGACCCCAGCACAAAAGCCCUCACCCUAACACCCUCCUCCGCCCAAACACCAUCCCAAUCCGCCGCCAUCGCCACCGAACUCGAAACCCUAAACCUCCUCCACCGCUCCCUCCUCACCCUCGACCCACCCAACAUCCCCCCUGCCCCCCUCCCCCUUGAACCCCAAGCCGCCAACACCGCCUACCGCAAAUCCAACUACGACGAAGCCAUCAAGCUCUACUCGUACGCCAUCGACAUGGCCCUCGCCCGCCCCGGCUGGGAGCCUGUUGCCGUUGCGCGCGACGAGCUGGCGGGCCUGUAUGCGAAUCGCGCGCAGGCGCAUAUGGCGCGCCAGGCUUGGCCUGAGGGGCUGGUGGAUGCUAAGUCUAGUGUUGAUUCGAAGCCGGUGGGGAAUGUUAAGGCUUGGUGGAGGAUUGCUAAGUGUGAGGCGGAGAUGAGUCGGUAUGUGGAGGCGAGGAAGUUUUUGGUUAAGGCACUGGAGAUUGAGGGGAGGGACUCGGAGGGCGGGAAGGAGUUGGUUUCGUUGUUGGGGGAGGUUGAGGAGGCUUUGGCGAGGGGUGUGGCGCUUUAG